AUGGAGAAAGAUAAAGAUAAUAUUCUCAUCAGAAAGCUUAGCGUCCCGCCCACAAUUUUGGGCCCCUCUCCCAGCAAAGAAAUCAUCGUAGUCCACGAGGGGGCCAACUUAACGAUCGCAUGCAACGCCACCGGAAGUCCACAGCCGGAAAUCACGUGGUCGCGAGUCCCGCCCACAAUUUUGGGCCCCUCUCCCAGCAAAGAAAUCAUCGUAGUCCACGAGGGGGCCAACUUAACGAUCGCAUGCAACGCCACCGGAAGUCCACAGCCGGAAAUCACGUGGUCGCGUAGGUCCCUACUACUACCAGAAGUUAAUAAUGAUGACGUCAUAGGUGGAGGGUUGGCGGCGGAUCAGGAGGAGGAAGAGAGGUGCGCGGGUCUGGGUGAGUUUGGAUUCCUCGGCCAUUUGUUUCUAACUGUUACUUAA
Helobdella robusta is the source of this 426-nucleotide messenger RNA. RefSeq lists its product as hypothetical. Gene Ontology annotation, cellular component: neuron projection. Lineage: Eukaryota; Metazoa; Annelida; Clitellata; Rhynchobdellida; Glossiphoniidae. The transcript is spliced from 4 exons. The coding region runs from base 1 to 426 and encodes 141 amino acids. The record is from RefSeq and is a predicted model, not a curated record.